CCGGGGUCGGUGGGCCGCGGGGUCGGGGGUCAGGGGUCAGAGGUCAUGGGCAACAGCGCGCUCCGCGCCCACCUGGAGACGGCGCAGAAGACGGGCGUCUUCCAGCUGACGGGCCGCGGGCUGACCGAGUUCCCCGAGGAGCUGCAGAGGCUGACGAGUAACCUCAGGACCAUCGACUUAUCCAACAACAAGAUGGAGAGCCUGCCUCCCUUGCUGAUCGGGAAGUUUACCCUGCUGAAGAGCCUCGCCCUGAACCACAACAAAUUGACCGUUCUGCCGGAGGAGUUGUGCAAGCUGAAGAAACUAGAGUCCCUGCAGCUGAACGACAACCACCUGACCCAGCUCCCGGCGUCUUUCGGGCAGCUGUCGGCCCUCAAGACCCUGAGCCUCUCCGGGAACCGCCUGCGGGCCGUGCCCGCCCAGCUCUGCGACCUCCGCCACCUGGACGUGGUCGAUCUGUCCAAGAACCAGAUCCAGAGCGUGCCCGACUCCGUCGGCCAACUGCAGGCCAUCGAGCUCAACCUCAACCAGAACCAGAUCUCUCAGAUCUCCGUGCGGAUUUCCCGCUGCCCUCGUCUCAAAGUCCUCCGCCUGGAAGAGAACUGCCUCGAGCUCAGCAUGCUUCCCCAGAGCAUCCUCAGCGACUCCCAGAUCUCCCUGCUGGCCGUGGAGGGCAACCUCUUUGAGAUCAAGAAACUCCGAGAACUGGAGGGCUACGAGAAGUACAUGGAGAGGUUCACGGCCACCAAGAAGAAGUUCGCAUGACGUCAGCCGGGACUACGGGCGCCGCACGGUCACGUGGAAGCGGAAUCGGGAGCAGGGGCCCCGCUGGCCGAAGGAACGGUCUCUCCCGCCGUCGCCCAGGAUGACCGCGGUGGGCAGGUGAAGUAAGCGAAGGGGCACGGACCCCGGAGCAGACCACCACCCCUCCCCCCCCCCCCCCGGGCACGUCCGCUGCCGCUUCCUUUUCGAGGCUCGCCGUGACCAAGCUAAACCGGAGAGGGUCCAGAGACGACGGAGGGUCCUUCGCCGCGGGCCAGGCCGAGGGGGACGCGUCUCCCGAGCGUCACCGGGUGCGGGACCCGGCUGCCGUUUCCAGGGUGCGCCGAGAUCCUGCCCGCCAAAUAGUUUGCUUGGAAAGCCUGUAUUUAACUUCCGCAUGUCACCCAUCGCUCCUUCACGUUAAACCCCCCCCCCCCCCCAAACCCUCCCUUUGGAUACUUUUAUGAAGCACAAGAAGUCCCGAGGCCGUUGCGAUUCAUCCUCAAGUGCAGGGUUCUGGCGGUAUCGUUGACGCUAAGCAGUUCGGAUCAGAGUCUGCUGGAUUCUCUGCUAGUCUAGAUCAUUGUUUUUCCCCCCUCCAUGUUGGUUUGUCCACCGUGUCUGGUUCGGAUGGGCAGUGGGUUGAACCCGGGCUCCUUCAGACUCGUUACUUUAGAAAGAUUCUCAUUAGGGGUGCGGCCUUGCGCGUGGAAGUGCCUAAAUCACGUAUGCGCGACAGUAACGGGGAAAGCAUCGUAGCCAAGAUAUUCCGGAAGCUUUUGAUUAGAAGUACCGGCUAAUCCACCUCAGACCUCUGUCCCUUUGCUUUCGUAACGCCUAUUCACAAGCCAUCGCUGAGACAAUUUUGGUUUUUUUAACACUACUGUGUAGAUCGGGGUGUUCUCUGUAAAAUGGUCUGGAGGAUGUAUAAAAUUAAACCUGUUUUUCAAACGA
This is a messenger RNA of Ornithorhynchus anatinus (platypus), 1716 nucleotides long. It is a transcript of the gene LRRC57, whose product is annotated as leucine rich repeat containing 57. The transcript has 5 exons. NCBI's taxonomy places the organism in Eukaryota, Metazoa, Chordata, Mammalia, Monotremata, Ornithorhynchidae. Gene Ontology annotation, molecular function: protein binding. The record is from RefSeq and is a predicted model, not a curated record. The coding region runs from base 46 to 765 and encodes 239 amino acids.